GUUACAUUCAUACUGCAAACUUGUGCAAAAAUACAAGAUUUAAGCGUCACAGCAAAUGGACUUCCUCCGGAAGUAUCAUUGAAGUGUUUUAAUCCUGAGCUAAAACUACGUCUUUUUUCAUGAACAGUGAUUGGACAGGGUUUUUGGGACAGGUGAUCCGAACCCCUCCAUAAAGUUAUCCAAUCAGAUAAUGAAAUAUUAGUGGUGAUAAGUAAUAUAAGUAGACGAAAAGAUUUUAAACAUCUUUCUCUUUUAUUAUGAGAAUAGUCUGAUUAUAAUGAUUAAUCUCAUCGACCGAGUUACUCAAGUUCAGAAUAUAUUAUUUUCUGAACGAUAAAUUAGUUAAGGGCACUUGAUGUCCCUAUAGUUUCCGAUUCAAUUUUCGUUUUUGAUUUUUUUUCACGGGAAGAAAUCAAUCUUAAUAAUAUUAUAUAACUUGAGUAAUUUUUUCACGUGAAAAAUAUUAGGGUCAAAAAUUAAAUUGAAAAAUAUUUUUAAGGACUAAAAAGAUGGGACGCCCAUUACUUAAAAAAAAUGUGUUCACUACUGAUAAUUAACCAAUCAAGGACAUGAAUAUCCAGUUUCUCCCAUUCAACCAGUCCAUAUUUACUAACGUUAACAUAAAAUUAAAAUUCCCUUCAAAACCCUUGUCCUUCUCGCCCAAUUCUUGAUGUUCUUGUGUGUUUGUUUUGCUUCUAUUUCCUUCAUUUUCAGUAGCUCAACAACUUCCCGGGUAAAUUAAAGGGCCGGAAAAGAAAAAUGAGCUGUAACAGAGCUGCCGCUUCAUUUUCCGAACCCAUCAAACGGAGAAUUUUCUACCGCACCGCAUCGCCGGCAACUCACGAACCCCAUUAUCAGAAUUUGAACCCCAAAACGCCGCGUGUUGUCAGGAUACAGUUCACCGACUGCGAUGCUACCGAUUCCUCUGGCGAUGAGGAUGAGGAUGACGAUGACCGGAGUCAGGCCGGCUUCCAUUCCCGGCGGGGAGGUCGUUUGAGGACGUACGUGAACGAGAUUGUAAUUCAGGAAAAGAAGGAUCUUUUGAGCUGCGGCGGAGGCGGAGCUACGGCGGUGACUGGAGGAGGAAAGGAGAGGAAGAGGACGUUGAGGGAUUCCGUUGCCACCCAAGAUGUGAAGGGAGAAAAUGUUAAGUAUCGCGGUGUACGGCGACGGCCGUGGGGCAAAUGGGCGGCGGAGAUAAGAGUCCAGAAGGGGAGGAUUUGGUUAGGAACUUUUAAUACAGCAGAAGAAGCUGCCAUGGCUAAUGACAGAGCCGCGAUUCAGAUACGUGGGCCUGAUGCUUAUCACAAAAGUCGUCAUCACAUGCAGAGUACAAUUCAUUCGGCUGUACGCAUUGAAGAGGAAUUCAAGUAUCUUACUACUCGCAAGCGCUGUUAUCAACACAAAGCUCUCAGUCAAAAUGAAAGCAGCAAUGAAUCUCCUACGAGUCCAUUUCACCAGCAGGGACCAGAAUUUGUUGAUAUGAUGAUAAACAUAGGUGAACGGCUAACUGAUUGUGAUCAUUCGUCAGUAAUUGCCAAAAGCUUACAACCCUCUAAAUCCAAGAGCAAAAGCAAAAGAAACCCUCUAAACUCGUUUGAGGAUAAGGAAAUUGAGAGAAAAGGUAAGGGUAGAAAGCUAGAGGAGAAGGAUUCUAAUUUGGACACAAGCUCACCACCAGCAAAGGCAGCGCGUCCUUCUAAGAAGAAAGUGGUACACGUUGAAAUCGAUUCUUUUCAUUUAAAUCAUACAAGAGUUGAGCAAUUGACUGAACAGAAUUCAGGCAUUAAUUAUGGUUGGAAUGCUACUACUUGCCCUCAGGAACUGCCUGUUCGGCAGCGUAAAAAAGAAUGGAGUUCAUCCAAUGGUGGGUUAUCAUCUUUUGAAGGAAAUAUCUUGAACUCUGAGGAAGGAUUUUUGGCACCAACUAAGGCUAGAAAGAAAAAUGAGAAGGAUUCUGACUUGGACAUAAUUUCACCACCAGCUAAGGUAGAGCCCCUUUCGAAGAAGAAAGUGGUCGAUUCUUUUCAUUUAAAUCAUACAAGAGUAGAGCAAUUGACUGAACAGAAUUUAGGCAUUAAUUAUGGGUGGAAUGCUAGUACUUUAUCUCGGUCUUGCCCUCAGAAACUGCUUGUUGGGCGACAUAAAAAGGACUCAUCCAAUGGUGGGUUAUCAUCUUUUGAAGGAAAUAUCUUGAACUCUGGGGAGGGAUUAUUGGCACCAGCUAAGGCUAGAAAGAAAAAUGAAAAGGAUUCUGACUUGGACAUAAUUUCACAACCAGCUAAGGUAGAGCCCCUUUUGAAGAAGAAAGUGGUCGAUUCUUUCCAUUUACAUCAUACAAGAGUAGAGCAAUUGACUGAACAGAAUUUAGGCAUUAAUUAUGGGUGGAAUGCUACUACUUUAUCUCAGUCUUGCCGCCAGAAACUGCCUCUUCGGCAACAUAAAAAGGGAGGCAGUUCAUCCAAUGGUGAGGAACUGUUGGCUUAUGCAGAAUGGGACGUUAAUGCAAAUGGAAUGGAUGGUGGUUUGAUGUUCAACUACGAAGAUCUCAGCUAUCACAUGGAGUUUGAACCUCAGACGUACUUUUCCUUUGAUGAGUUGCUUGCAUCUGAUGAUGGUGUUCCUCAGAAUGGUUCUUCUGGAAAUGCAGGAAAUCAUCCCUUCUUUGUGUUGAUGAGGUUAUAGAUGCUUCUUUCUAUCCAGAACAACGCUAUGUGACUGUCGAGCAUGCAGCUGAUACAGUGCCAAACAAGAUGUGCUCUCUUCAAGAACCUAGCCCUGAUCUUUGUUGUCAGAUGUGAGGUCUUCGGAUUCACAGCUAUUGCGCCCCUUUGGAUGAACCCUCCAUUUUUUGAUAAUGGUUGGAGACGUGGCGAAUGCUGUGAGUUUGUAUACUAAUACCAACUGGUCAUGAAAACUUCUGUGGACUACUUGUUUUGGCUUUGGGGUGGAAGAAGUGAAUUUCGAGAUCAAUAGGCAAGCCUUCAUGGAGCUCAUCAACUGGGAAGUUCACCAUUCCUUAGAUAGCUGCUCCUAGCUUCUUUUGGCCAAGAUUGCUUACAAAGGUGGCUUAAGAUGAGGCCUGUUAUAUACUGCCUCAGUCCCUCUGUCCCAAAAUGAUUAGUCAUAGAUUUAUACUAGUUUUAGUGUAAAGUUGAAAACACAAUGUAAGUUAUCUUUUUGAGACAAGGAGUAUAUCUUUUCAUCAAAAAAAACUCAAAAGCAAUGUAAAGAAGGAUAAGGUGUAAGCUGUUUGGCUUUUGAAGGUAGGCGGCCAAUUAAAAUUUUCUUUUUGUUAUCUAAAGCGCC
Molecule: messenger RNA, 3309 nt
Organism: Oldenlandia corymbosa var. corymbosa
Lineage: Eukaryota; Viridiplantae; Streptophyta; Magnoliopsida; Gentianales; Rubiaceae
Source: the annotation of a GenBank genome assembly